Hevea brasiliensis (rubber tree) is the source of this 1766-nucleotide messenger RNA. Its product is annotated as pentatricopeptide repeat-containing protein At5g48730, chloroplastic. The transcript has 3 exons. Gene Ontology annotation, molecular function: protein binding. NCBI's taxonomy places the organism in Eukaryota, Viridiplantae, Streptophyta, Magnoliopsida, Malpighiales, Euphorbiaceae. The record is from RefSeq and is a predicted model, not a curated record. Bases 168 to 1715 code for a protein of 515 amino acids.
GCGAAACCAUAUUCAUAUAGAAUUGAUUCAAAAACCGACUCGUGGCCUGGCCUGCUGUACUAACAUGGUGUUUUCCUGGGCCUCCGGAAGCGUUCCAUCAGCUAUGCGAGGCCCAUCGAAACAAUUAUCUUCAAUUUCAGUGUCAGCAGGUGCAGUCAGAACCAACAAUGACCGCACUCUCCGGCUCCGCAAAUCCUUACCCCAAUACAUUGCACCGGCAUCGACUGACGAGCCCAAAGCCUGUGCAUGGCAUAUCGGUACCCGUUUCCGUAUCCAUACCCGAAACAGAACCACUCUCUAUUCCUUCUCCUUCAAACAAUGAUGCGGCGCUAGCUGUGACACAGAGAGGCCAAAGAAGACGGGCAAUAGACUGGGAAAAGGUGAAGAAGAGAGAGGCGAAAGAGAAAAAAGAGGAAGUGAACCGGAAAAUUGCGUCGAGGAAGGCGAUUUCUGUGAUUCUUCGAAGAGAUGCAACAAAAGCUACCAUUGAGAAAAAGAGAGGUCCUACCAAUUCAAAGAAAUUGCUUCCAACGACUGUCCUCGAAGCUCUUCACGACAGAAUCACCGCUUUGCGCUGGGAGUCUGCUCUUAAGGUUUUCGAGCUGCUACAAGAGCAGCUAUGGUACAGGCCCAAUUCUGGUAUGUAUAUCAAACUCAUUGUCACGCUUGGAAAGUGUAAGCAACCUGAGAAGGCUUAUGAGCUCUUUCAAGCUAUGAUUAGAGAAGGAUGUGUUGUGAACCAUGAAUCCUAUACGGCUUUGUUGUCUGCCUAUGGCAGGAGCGGUCUCUUUGACAAAGCAUUUACUCUACUGGAGGAAAUGAAAAACAAUCCUGAUUGCCAGCCUGAUGUUCACACUUAUUCAAUCCUCAUAAAGUCAUGCCUCCAAGUUUUUGCUUUCGACAAAGCACAGAUGCUACUUUCUGAUAUGGAAUCUCUGGGAGUCAGACCCAGCACAAUCACAUAUAACACACUCAUUGAUGCAUAUGGCAAAGCAAAAAUGUUUGCAGAGAUGGAAGCAACAUUAGUGAAGAUGCUUAGUGAGAAAAAUUGUGAACCUGAUGUUUGGACCAUGAACUCCACGAUCAGAGCCUUUGGCAGCAGUGGGCAAAUUGAAAUGAUGGAAAAGUGUUAUGAGAAGUUACAGAGUGCAGGGAUUGAACCCACUAUCAUGACUUUUAACAUUCUCCUGGAUUCCUAUGGAAAAGCUGGAGAUUAUAAGAAAAUGAGUGCAGUGAUGGAAUACAUGCAGGCAUACCAUUAUUCGUGGACAAUUGUAACCUACAAUGUGGUGAUUGAUGCAUUUGGGCGGGCUGGGGAUUUGAGACGAAUGGGGUAUUUGUUUCAGUUAAUGCAGUCAGAGAGGAUCAAACCAAGCUGUGUUACACUAUGCUCUCUUGUGAGAGCUUACGGGCAAGCUGGGAAACCUGAAAAAAUUGGAGGGGUCUUGCGAUUUAUUGAGAAUUCAGAUAUAAAAUUAGAUACUGUGUUUUUCAAUUGUUUGGCGGAUGCUUAUGGGAGAAUGGGAUACUUUGUCGAGAUGAAAGGUGUGCUCAAGCUGAUGGAGCAGAAAGGAUGUAAACCUGAUAAAAUCACUUGCAGAACCAUGAUUAAAGCUUAUUCAAGCAAAGGGAUGACUAAGCAUGUGAAGGAACUCCAAGAUCUUGCAAGGUCAGUUGAAAGGUCUGAAUUUCGGAGGAAGAAGCCUGAUUUUUAAUGAUGACUUCCACAGGUCAUACACCUCUACACUUGUGUGCAUUUUUUUUUU